Haliaeetus leucocephalus (bald eagle) is the source of this 2213-nucleotide messenger RNA. It is a transcript of the gene PUS7, whose product is annotated as pseudouridylate synthase 7 (putative). Gene Ontology annotation, cellular component: nucleus. Gene Ontology annotation, molecular function: pseudouridine synthase activity; RNA binding. NCBI's taxonomy places the organism in Eukaryota, Metazoa, Chordata, Aves, Accipitriformes, Accipitridae. Gene Ontology annotation, biological process: pseudouridine synthesis. Bases 1 to 1965 code for a protein of 654 amino acids. The record is from RefSeq and is a predicted model, not a curated record. The transcript is spliced from 15 exons.
AUGGAAACUGUAGAAAUGAAUAGUGUAUCCUUGAAACGUCCUCACUCUGAGGAUGAUGUGACUAAUGCAGAUGAAAUUAAAAGACAGAAGAUCUCAGAGAAGUCUGAGACAGGGAACGACUCUGGGCAGAGCGUUGAGACUGUAACAGGACAACCUGACAAAUCUCUGCUUGAGGACACGAAAAAUGAAAUAAUCCCCAAUGAGGAAAGUGAGGAGCAGGAAGAUGAGGAACUAGAGGACAGUGAUGAAGAUGGAGAUCCAGAGAGCUUUGCAGACAUGAUGAAGCAUGGACUGACAGAAAGUGACGUUGGCAUAACUAAAUUUGUUAGCUCUCAUAAAGGGUUUUCUGGAAUCUUAAAAGAGAGAUAUUCAGACUUUGUUGUCCAUGAAAUAGGCAAAGAUGGACGUGUGAGCCAUUUAGAUGACUUUUCUGUUCCAGUGGAUGAUGAGGUAAAUUUUGAGGACCCAUCAGAAGAAACAUUUACAGUUUUGUCAGAUGAAGACAAGCAGCGUUUAGAGGAGCUCCAGCUUCUUAAGAAUAAGGAAACGAGUGUGGCCAUAGAGGUAAUUGAAGACACCAAAGAAAAAAGAACAGUUAUCCAUCAGGCUGUGAAGUCCUUGUUUCCUGGACUGGAGACUAAAACAGAAGAUCGAGAUGGAAAAAAAUACAUUAUUGCUUAUCAUGCUGCUGGGAAAAAAGCACUGGCAAAUCCAAGAAAACACUCUUGGCCAAAAUCUAGGGGAAGCUACUGCCACUUUGUACUGUACAAGGAGAACAAGGAUACUAUGGAUGCCAUUAAUGUCCUAUCCAAAUUUUUAAGAGUGAAGCCAAACAUAUUUUCCUACAUGGGAACUAAAGAUAAAAGGGCUAUAACAGUUCAAGAGAUCGCUGUUCUUAGAAUCACUGCACAAAGACUUGCUCAUUUGAAUAAAUGUUUGAUGAACUUCAAAUUAGGAAAUUUCAGUUACAAGAACCAUCCACUGAAAUUAGGAGAACUGCAAGGGAACCAUUUCACUGUUGUUCUCAGAAACAUAACAGGAACUGAUGACCAGAUAGAGCAAGCAAUGCACUCUCUCAGGGAAAUUGGAUUCAUUAAUUACUAUGGAAUGCAAAGAUUUGGAACCACAGCUGUUCCUACAUAUCAAAUUGGCAGAGCUAUUCUACAGAACAAUUGGAAUGAAGUAAUGGAUUUGAUAUUAAAACCACGACCAGGAGCUGAAAAGGGAUACUUGGUAAAAUGCAGAGAAGAAUGGGCAAAGACUAAAGAUCCAGCAGCAGCCCUCAAGAAACUACCCGUAAAAAGGUGCGUGGAAGGACAGCUUCUACGUGGACUCUUAAAGUAUGGAAUGAAGAACAUAAUCUCUGCAUUUGGCAUAAUACCAAGAAAUAAUCGUUUAAUGUAUAUUCAUAGCUACCAGAGUUAUGUGUGGAAUAAUAUGGUGAGCAAGAGAAUAGAAGAAUACGGGCUUAGAGCUGUACCAGGAGAUCUCACACUUAAAGGAGCCACAGCUGUUCAUAUCGAAGAAGGAGAUGUUGAUAACUACACUAUCCAUGAUGUAGUGAUGCCGUUACCUGGAUUUGAUGUUAUUUAUCCAAAGCACAAAAUUGGUGAGGCCUACAAGGAAAUGCUAGUAGCUGACAAUCUUGAUAUCAACAACAUGAGGCAUAAAAUCAGAGAUUAUUCACUUUCUGGAGCCUACAGAAAGAUUAUCAUUCGACCUCAGAAUGUCAACUGGGAGGUUGUUGCAUAUGAUGAUCCCAGAAUCCCGUUAUUUACUACGGAUUUGGAUAAGCUGGAAGGAAAACCAUUACCAGUUCUUCCUACAGAUGGUAAAUUCAGGGCACUAAAGAUGGAGUUCUCCCUUCCCCCAUCCACUUAUGCUACCAUGGCGAUUCGAGAAGUUUUGAAAAUGGACACAAGCAUAAAAAACCAGACACAACUGAAUACUACCUGGUUACGCUGAGUAAACUGCAAAAAAGACUUAGAUUUUAACAUAUAUAAAGUGUUUUCCUAUUUACAUGUUCUGUACAAAUCUUUAAAGAUUGGUAGUAAGAGAUUUGUAUUUUUUUAAGUUUUUAUUAGUGCUAGCAUUUAACUUCAGUAGUCAUUUGCAAGAUGAUGGCUGUAUUAUAGAACUUAGUGACUGGUGCUUUUUAAUGAAUGAGUUACUUGAGCUGUAACAUGGGUGCAUCUUUAAGAAACAGGCUUAUA